UUUUCAUAAACUUUUUUUUUGAUUUUAUAAAAAUCAAAAGUUCUACACUUUUCAUCACUCAUUUGGAAAACAUCAUCAACAUUUUAUCUACUGUUCAUCCGUUAUAAAUCUCAAUCAUGGGAAAAGAUUAUUACGAAAUUUUGGGUAUUUCUAAAAAAGCGACUGAAGAUGAGAUUAAAAAAGCCUAUCGUAAUAUGGCUUUAAAAUAUCAUCCGGACAAGAAUAAAUCGCCUGAAGCUGAAGAAAAAUUCAAAUUGAUCGCCGAAGCUUAUGAAGUUUUAUCCGAUAAAAAGAAACGCGAUAUCUAUGAUCAAUUUGGUGAAGAAGGUCUUUCCGGUAAUGUUCCGCCUGGUAGCUCGGGCAUGGGUGGCUUUGCUGGUCCUGGAGGUGGAACGUACAAAUUCUCUUAUCAUGGUGAUCCAAGGCAAACAUUCGCUCAGUUUUUUGGCACGGAUAAUCCGUUUGAGAUGUUUUUCGGUAAUUUGGGCGGUGGUGGUAGUGGAGGUGGUAUUAAUAUCGAUCAACAUCAUGGUAUGGAUACAGAUAAUUUUGGUUUCAGCAGUUUUGGCGGCAAUGCAGAUCGUGUAUCAAAAAAACCUUACAAGCAGGAUCCACCAAUUGAGCAUAAUCUGAAUGUUUCUUUGGAAGAAGUAUUGAAAGGAUGUUUGAAGAAGAUGAAAAUCAUCCGGAAAGUUCCUGGCGGUAGCGGUACCUAUCAUAAACAAGAUAAAGUUUUGACCAUCAAUGUUAAGCCGGGAUGGAAAGCUGGAACAAAAAUUACGUUUCCUCGUGAAGGCGAUCAAAAUCCUGGUACAAUUCCAUCAGAUAUUGUUUUCAUCAUACAGGAUAAGCCGCACAAAGUCUUUAAACGUGAAGGUGCCGAUAUAGUUUAUACGGCCAAAGUAUCACUUAAAGAUGCUCUCACUGGUUGCCGUAUAAUGGUGCCGACGCUGGAAUCCGAAGAGUUUCCAUUACGUAUGAAUGAUAUAAUCACACCGCAAACUAUACGGCGAAUUUCCGGACGCGGCCUUCCAUAUCCAAAAGAGCCAACGAAACGUGGUGAUUUAAUUGUUAAAUUUGAUAUCCAAUUUCCAACAUCACUGACUAGCGAUCAAAAACGAGCAAUUGCUGAAUUAUUGCCAUAAAUGGGCAAUUUUAGUCAAAAUUAAAAAAUUAGGCCUCUGUACAGAAUAAAUUGAAUUCACUGUAUUUGUAAGACUUUGUCCGCUUUAUCCUUGAUCCAAUUAUAUUCUUUUUUAUAAUUAUUUUCUGUAAAUAAACAAAUUGUUCUUUUUCAUUGUCCAUUUUUCAAA
Dermatophagoides pteronyssinus (European house dust mite) is the source of this 1313-nucleotide messenger RNA. RefSeq names its product dnaJ protein homolog 1-like. Gene Ontology annotation, molecular function: protein-folding chaperone binding. NCBI's taxonomy places the organism in Eukaryota, Metazoa, Arthropoda, Arachnida, Sarcoptiformes, Pyroglyphidae. Gene Ontology annotation, cellular component: cytosol. The record is from RefSeq and is a predicted model, not a curated record.